AUGGUACAAACCCGCUCGGCAGCCCGACAGUCGAAUUCUGCGGACAGGUCGCCGUAUCGAUAUGUGCCCCGCCAGCAUGUGGAGGUGCAUUCGACAGGAAUCAGCGCCAUCGACCAUUAUUUGCAGCAAGACUGCAUACUUACCCCAGAAGAGAUGGCCCGACUGGCAGCCCACAAGUACUCGGCCAUCGACAUUUCUUGGUUGGAUGAAUUGUGCAUGAAGAAUUUCUGGGAACGAGUCGUGGAGUACUGUCCGCUCUGGGUCGCGCCGAACCUGAUCACAUUGGUGGGCCUGAUCGUGAACCUGGCGACCGUCCUCAUCUUGUCGUACUACAGCCCGACCGCCAAAGAAGAUGCUCCGAGGUGGACGUAUGCGCUGGCUGCAUUAGGCCUCUUCAUCUACCAGACCCUCGAUGCCAUUGAUGGCAAGCAAGCCAGGCGGACCGGAUCCUCCUCACCCCUCGGCGAGCUUUUCGACCACGGCUGUGAUAGUCUCUCGCAGAUUUUCGUCUGCCUGAACGUGUGCUAUGCGCUGCAACUGGGUGACGUGAAACACGGCGUGUUUUUCGUGUCGAUCCUGGCGAUCAUCGUCUUCUACGCCGCACACUGGAGCACUUAUUGCACGGGUCAGCUGAGAUUCGCUCGCUUCGACGUCACCGAGGCUCAGAUGUUGGUCAUGGCUUUGCUCUUGUCGACUGCAGCCUUCGGGCCGGGUCUCUGGUCGAUUGGUGUCCUUGGCUGCCAGUUGAAGCAUGUGGCCGUAUUCCUCACGCUGUGCGGGACCAUCUACCAAAGCUCUUCCUAUCUCUUCACAAUCCUAACCGGGGGCAUUGGACGAAAUGGCAGUACUGUUGCGGGAACCUCGGUGCUUUUCCCGAUUUGCCCACUCUUGGCCGUCAUUGUCCCAUUCUGCAUGAUGUACUCGAAGAGCUCGACGGAUGCCUUCGAACAGCAUCUAACGGCUUUCUCCUUGUUCUUUGGAGCUGUGGCUGCUAAGGCUACGAAUCGCCUCAUCGUAGGGCACAUGUCGCGCAGCGAGCUCCCGCUCUGGGAUUGGACGUACAUUGGGCCGACGCUGCUGAUACUUAAUCAGUACUACGACUACGUUGUCUGCGAGCAACGUCUGCUCUACUUCUGCGCCAUCUACUCCUGGUGCUCCCUGGUGCUGUACUGUGUGAUGGUGACGCGACAAAUGUGCGCCUACCUCAACAUCUCGUGCUUCAAGAUCGACAAAGUCAAGCCC
Molecule: messenger RNA, 1242 nt
Organism: Mesorhabditis spiculigera
Lineage: Eukaryota; Metazoa; Nematoda; Chromadorea; Rhabditida; Rhabditidae
Source: the annotation of a GenBank genome assembly